UAUACUCUAUUUUCAUAGGCCAUAUGUUUCUGUUUAAACUGUUUUAAAGGGGUGGAGCAUCAUUUGAUUGGCAUCUGUUUCCCCUUUCUCUAUUGCCCGCCCCUUGAGCCCAUAGCUCUUGGUUUAUUUUCCUCAUCUCAUCUUUCACUCCUUUCGUCAGCUACCCCUUUUCCUUUUCUCUCUGUCUUUCUUUUCCCCCUUUGCUCCAUUUCUUUAUUUAGUCAGGCCUGUGUCCUGCUGCAGAAGGGAUCUGAAACUCUUAGAGGAGAUGCCAGAGCCCAUAUGAGUCUUGUCGUUGGUUGGACCCCUGAGCCCAGGGCCGGUAGGAUGUGCUUCAGGUUGAACUGUGCUUGCUCAAAACCUUUUACCUUGGAACUUUAAGGUGGGAUGAGACUGGAUGAAAGUAGGAUUUGUUGUACCUGAGCCUUUUUGCUUGUUGAGACAUUAACUCCACAGAUCUGAGCCUCUUUGGGCCAGUGUUGUUGUUGAUUCUUGGAUGAGCCAUUGAUCUGGUACCACGUGCUGAUUGGCUGGGGCUGUGUUGGUUUUGGUGAAUGGCGCGGCGCAGUUCAGGUGGACGCGGGCGUGGAGGCAGCUGGCUUACGGCCUGUUUUUUUCCAUCAUCCUCAGGGAGAGAACAUGGAGAAGCCCUGGGUGUAGAGGAGUGUAUGUGUGUGUAUGUGGUGACGGCAGACUACCAGCGUCAGGAAAAUACAGAAAUCAGCCUGAAAGCAGGAGAGAGAGUCGAGGUGAUUGAAAAGAGUGAGAGCGGGUGGUGGUUUGUAAGAACAGCUGAAGAACAAGGCUGGGUUCCUGCUACAUACCUUGUCUCUCUCACAGGACGUCGAGAUAGCCACAAAGCACCAAAUGGAGAGACAGAGAGGUAUAUUACGGUUCAGUCCUUCAGCAGUUCAAGUCAGGAUGAGCUGGGCUUUGAGAGAGGCGUCAUUGUUGAGGUCAUCCAGAGGAAUCUGGAGGGCUGGUGGUUCAUACGUUAUGGUGGUAAGGAGGGAUGGGCUCCAGCUGCCUACUUGAGGAAAAUGCAAGAUGGUGUCAUAGCUGGUAACCAGGCAACAGAGACCAAUAAACCAGCUGUGCAGGGUCAGGUGGAAAUCAUCGGAAACCUUAUGGAGAUCAGCAACCUCCUGAACAAGAAACCUGCCAAUGAACGACACUCACACACACAAACUGACACCAGUGCACACCGUAACAGCAACACAAACACAUACAGGCACUUACAGACUGACACAUAUACACAGUACAACGGCGAUGCGGAGCAGACUGAUGCUUACAGUAACAAUACACACACUGAUAGAAACCGCAGCAGCAGCAUUAGCACAGCAGCUAAUACAGGCAGUAGUGGUUUAGAGAGAGACUCUGAUGAUCAGGACACCCAGCACACAGACACCAGUGUGCAUCUGUCUGUCUCAGACAGCAGUGUGUCUGUGUCAGUGUCGGAUGCUUGUGUAACUGCGUCUGUUUCUGAAGCAAGUGUGUCUUCAACAUCAUCCACAAUAAAGACCAAAACAGUCCCUCCAUCUCCUGCCAUUGCUCGAGUCGCACCUCAGAGAUUCCACAGUGUUGAGACCAGAUCACCAUCAAACAAUCAAAAGCCACCUCCCCGUCGAGAAAACAGCCUGGGAUUUCAGUUACCGCAGCCCCCAGAUCCCCCUACUGUUGAAGCUGAGUAUUACACCAUCGCUGAGUUCAGGUCCUGCUUGACAGAUGGGAUCAGUUUCAGUGGAGGACAGAAAGCUGAGGUCAUUGACAAGAACUCUGGAGGCUGGUGGUAUGUCCAGAUUGGAGAGAAGGAGGGUUGGGCCCCGUGUUCUUACAUCGACAAACGCAAGAAACCCACCUUGAACCGCCAAACCAGUACACUGACCCGGCCAAAGGUCCCACCUCCUGCUCCGCCAAUCAAAAAGCAGAACUCGCUUCCAUGUGUUGAGUCUGAGGCUGUGAGCCUAACGAGUCCACGAGUGUACGAGGAACCAGAAUAUGAUGUUCCAACAGUGGGCCUUGAAUUCGACCCUGAGCAGGAGUUUCUUCCAGGAGAUGCACCGACUAAAGCCCCUCCUCCUUUGAGUCAGCGUACCAUUUCUUUUACAUUGGGUGAAGGGGAUGAGGAGGAUGAUGAGGGUGUUUAUGUGAACGGUGGUUUCAGAGCUGUACCACAGUGUAAGGACAGUCACUCGGACACAUACUUGUCCUCUGCGGCUCACCGGGCAUCAAUGUGGGAUCCACCGGAAUAUGACGCACCAACAAUCGAGCCCAACAUUGAGACCAAUACAACACUCUACACACACACAAAGCAAUCUAAACUCAAACAGCAGGCUGAUGAGUUGAAAUCCAAACCAUCCGUGCGUCCAAAACCUGCAAACCAAGACUGUAGUUCCAUCAGAAGACCCCAAAACCAGGAGCAACCAGGCCAGAUACAAUUCAGGAGCUCCCGGACAUCUGAGGACUCUGAGAAUGACUCCGAGAACUUCCAGACGUUCUCUAAUCCGCCUUCCUUUUUGUACCAAACUACUGCGGCAUACCAGCAGGAAGAGCCGUAUGAGCUCAGCUUUCCCGUGGGAGUGCAGGUAGAGGUUCUGGAGAAGCAGGAGAGUGGCUGGUGGUUCAUCCGCUGGGGGAACGAAGAGGGUUGGGCGCCCACUUACUACUUACAGGCAAUCAAAAGCUCAGAAACAAGCGGUACAGAAGCCAAAACCACAGAGAAGGUUAAUUCUGAGACGUCUUGGUCUGCGUCUCCUGAGUUGGAGAGUUCAGUUCAGGGAGAUGUUGGAAAGAUGAGUAAAUGCGUAAGUUUGGAGAAGAACGAGCAGCGUGUUAACCAAAGCCUGAAGAGCGGACACAGAUCUAACCAACUGAACUGCCGGGUCGGUGUGAAGCAGCUCGCUGUCAGACCUCAGAACGUCCUCAAGGACAACACUAAUACGCACACAACUCCCGCAGGACGGAGGAACGAUGCGCUACCUAGUCAUAGCUACAAUGAUCAAACCACUUCUUCCUGUGCAGUUAAUACCGAGAGCAUGAGACGUAAAGUACCGGUAUCAAUGGUGAAGCCUAAACCGCAUCUGAUCCACAACAACCUACGCGAGGAGUAUGUUUCUAUCGCCGACUAUCACGGUGACUCAGAGACCAUGAGCUUCCCUGCUGGCACGAGGCUAGAGGUCCUGGAGAGAAACCCUAAUGGAUGGUGGUACUGCCGUGUGCUCGACACUGCUAAAACACGAAAAGGAUGGGUGCCCUCCAACUUCCUGGAGAGGAGGAGCUAGUGGGUUACCAGAAUUAAUUACCAAACGGCCGUACGUCUCAUACUCUCUAUCUUGACCAUGACCCAAUAAAAACGUGUUCCCUUUUUAAUUCAUAAGAGACAUGGCUAUCUCUGUUAACAAAAUCAAAGGGAACACUAAGAGAGUCAGUCACAAGUUAAUUCUCUUGUUGAUUGACACCUUGUUUAUAUGCUGUAUACUCCUGCUUGUGCUGGAUGAUGUGAUGUUAUUGUCACUGAACAGGCUUUUAGUUAUUGCUCUUAGCUGGUCUUAAUAUGCUGCAGGUGGUUUCUGUUCAAAUGUGUCUCUUUUUUUUAACUAAAUAAAUAUGCAUAAAUAUGAAUAAAUAUCUAUC
Sinocyclocheilus grahami is the source of this 3633-nucleotide messenger RNA. RefSeq names its product SH3 and PX domain-containing protein 2A-like. Bases 555 to 3281 code for a protein of 908 amino acids. The transcript is spliced from 8 exons. Gene Ontology annotation, biological process: superoxide anion generation. The record is from RefSeq and is a predicted model, not a curated record. Gene Ontology annotation, cellular component: cytoplasm. Gene Ontology annotation, molecular function: protein binding; superoxide-generating NADPH oxidase activator activity. NCBI's taxonomy places the organism in Eukaryota, Metazoa, Chordata, Actinopteri, Cypriniformes, Cyprinidae.